Messenger RNA from Linnemannia hyalina, 2145 nucleotides. Lineage: Eukaryota; Fungi; Mortierellomycota; Mortierellomycetes; Mortierellales; Mortierellaceae. The record is from the annotation of a GenBank genome assembly.
AUGAACGGCGACGGACGCGACAGUAAUGGUGGUCAACGGGCCACCUUGCCCCAACACCCUUCAGUAUUAACCAUUAGCGACUUGACCAACGACAACGAGAGCACACCGCUUCUCAGCAACAACAAGGGUUCAUCUAGCGACAAGAAAAAACCCCAAGUCGAUGCUACAGCUCUUUACGUCAAGGUCAUCACCGAGCAGCUGCCAUGGUACAAGCGCCCUUCAGUCCUGUGGCUCCUCCCGAUCUUUGGAAUGACAUGGAUCACCAAUGGAAUGUUGGCCUCGUCCCAGGGUCAGUUCCAGGCUGCGUUGCUUUGCCGGGAGUACUUGAACCGCCACACCUCCAACAUCUCGACCACUCUGUUGACGCCCAUUACGUUUGAGAACGGCGUUUCGUCGUUCCUUGCUGCUGUCAAACCAGCAGAAGAAUGCUCACUCGCCGAGAUCCAAGCCUUUACUGCCAAGAUCCUGGCCAUGACUGAGGUGAUCACCGGCCUUGCCAGCAUGUUCACGAUCGGAUAUUACGCGUCCCUGAGUGACAAGUACGGCCGCAAGAUCAUCAUGAUAGUUGGGUUCUUCAAUACCCUGCUGGUCCUUGGCUCCUUUGUUCUCAUGAGCGUUUACUGGGACCAGAUCGGCCUGCCCCUGAUGAUUCUCUCGGGUCUGGUCAACGGUCUGUUGGGUGGAACAACCUUGGGUGCGACCAUGGCCCUUGCCUAUGCUGCUGAUUGCACUGACCCUUCGCAAAGGAGUCUCGCCUUCUCGUGGAUCCAUGCCGCCCUCUACUUUGGUCUUGCUAUCGGUCCGUACAUGGGAGGAUCAAUCUCCAAGGCCACAGGAACUAUCUUGACGGUUUUAUUAAUCGACAUCGUCGUCACCUCCCUGGGCCUCUUACUCACCGUAUUUGUCAUGCCCGAGUCCUUACCCUCCAUGCAACCUGAACACCUACGUCAACUCUUUGCGCCCAACGACGCCAAGACUUCUAACAGUAGCGCAGCAGGAGCGCAGCCCGCGGCAAGACGCGCACCAUGGCACUCGCAUGUCCUCCAAGCCUUCCGCUUCUUCAAACCCAACGGCCGGAACACCAAUCUCGUCCUAUUGGCUGCGAUUUCUUUUCUGCAGAUGUUGGCUUACCGCGGGACACUCUCGGUUAUUAUUCUGUACACCAACAAGAUGUUCAACUGGAGCGAGUAUGAGGACGGGAUCAUGUUCUCGCUCAGCUCGACGGCGCGCCUGGUGACUAUGUUGAUCUUCUUGCCGCUUCUGGUUCAUUUCUAUCAAAAGUCAUUUACUAAGAAGCAGAGACGUCUAGCAGCAGCUCAAGCAGCCCAAGCUGCAGCAGAAGAAGUUCACAGAAACCAGAACCGAGCACCUCAUACCCGAUCGUUGUCAUAUGGCAGCCAAGCUUCGACAUCUUAUCAGGACCAAGAUGCCCUUGAUCGCAACCAGACCGUUUUCAAUCCUAACGACCCUACCAUUGCGGCCAGUUUGCAGUUCCUGGGAGAAACUGCCCUUGACUUCAGAUCGGAUGAUGAUGACGAAGAUAGCGAUGAGUACGGUGGGUAUGCAGGGGAAUCGUUCUUGGAUCGCCGUCGUCGUCAAGAGUCGGUCGACUCGCUGGAUACACUGACACCAAGCAAGACACAAGCCCGUGGCACUCCUCGAUUCAACCAGCCCGCAACAACCACCGCGGCCACCAACGACGAACCCUCAACCACCGGCACCUCCACAUUGAGGACCAAGGAACAGAAAUUCAGCGACAUGAAAUUCGACACCUGGAUGAUCCGUCUCGGCUUCGCCAUCAACUCCAUCACCUAUAUCGGCUACGGCCUCGCUAACGAGACCACGAUGUUCUAUCUCGCCACGGCCCUCCAUGCCGUAUGCAUCAUUUCCUCGCCCUCCCUCAAAGCGCUCCUCACCAAUCUUGUCGAACCUUCCCAGUUCGGUGCCGCGUUGGGUGCGUUGCAGGUAGUGGAUUCUGUUGCGGCGGUGGUUUCGCCGGUGGUGAUCUCGUGGGUCUAUGCGUUGACGGUGAGCACGAUGCCUGAGUUUGUGUGGUACUCGUGCGCGUUCUGGACAGGGAUCUGUGUUCUCCUGGCGUUCUUGAUUCGACAGAAGCAGUUCCGUGCAAACAUGACCGAUGCUUAG